Messenger RNA from Oreochromis niloticus (Nile tilapia), 1082 nucleotides. RefSeq lists its product as uncharacterized. NCBI's taxonomy places the organism in Eukaryota, Metazoa, Chordata, Actinopteri, Cichliformes, Cichlidae. Bases 1 to 819 code for a protein of 272 amino acids. The transcript is spliced from 2 exons. Gene Ontology annotation, molecular function: catalytic activity. The record is from RefSeq and is a predicted model, not a curated record.
AUGGAUUAUGAGACAUCUGGAAAGAAUAACCGCACACCAGCAGACGGCAUGGUGUACAUUGAGAGAGCAGAGGAGAAUCUAAAGCAGAAAGGAGUGGUACGAAGACAGUUCCCAGUGAAGCUGGCCUUUGCAUGUACAAUACAUAAGGUACAGGGUAUGACAACCACAUCAGCUGUUGUCUCUCUUAAGAGCAUUUUUGAGCCCGGCAUGGCCUACGUAGCUGUCAGUAGAGUGACGUCUCUCAGUGGACUGUAUCUUCUUGAUAUGGAGGAGAAAAAAAUAUUCACCAACCCAGAAAUCACUGCAGCGCUUGAGAACAUGAGACAAGCCAACCUUGAUGACAUGAUGCCUCUUCUACAUGUGAGACAAACACUGAGCAGGUCAGACGUUUUCACCAUUGUUCAUCAUAACACAGAGGGACUGCCAGCUCACAUUAAUGACAUCAAGAGUCACCAUGAAUUGUGUCUAGCAGAUGUUUUGUGCCUAACAGAAACACACCUGCGGGGCUCUUUUGUCGCAGAGAGUCUCCACUUGGAAAAUUAUAAUUUGUUCAAACGCAACAGACACCUGUCCUACACAAACUUUCCCCAGAUGGCAAACAGAAGUGGUGGUGGUGUUGCUGUUUAUGUGAAAAGUGACAUUCAAGUGCAUGAAAAACAGUACAUCCAUAAUGUAACUGACCUUGAAUUUCUGGCUUUAAAGGUUGAAGCACCAGUCAGUGCACUGAUUGCAGUUGUAUACAGACCUCCAGACUACACUCUGAGGCCAUUCCUGAAAAACCUGGUGUUUCCCUCUGUGAUCCAUCCCCUUCAGAGCUGAGACACUCAGGACUGAACAGACUGCACAGUUUCUGUGACUGAGCCUCCAAAACACCUUCUUUGAAACCACACAUGAUAGAAGGGCUUUAUAUUUGCAGCAGCACUACUACAGGUAUUCAGUUUAUUACAGGAUGUGUUUGUUUCUUAGGACCAGCUCUAAGUGCACACUACCUAACAUAUACACCUUUCUGUUCAUUACAAACCAACUACUCUGGAUCAUAUGGCCAGUUGGGAGGAAUGUUGCUGCAGGAAAACAUCCCUGGA